Messenger RNA from Drosophila nasuta, 3864 nucleotides. It is a transcript of the gene Sox102F, whose product is annotated as transcription factor Sox102F. Gene Ontology annotation, biological process: regulation of transcription by RNA polymerase II; cell fate commitment. Lineage: Eukaryota; Metazoa; Arthropoda; Insecta; Diptera; Drosophilidae. The record is from RefSeq and is a predicted model, not a curated record. Gene Ontology annotation, cellular component: nucleus. The coding region runs from base 968 to 3694 and encodes 908 amino acids. The transcript has 6 exons. Gene Ontology annotation, molecular function: DNA-binding transcription factor activity, RNA polymerase II-specific; RNA polymerase II cis-regulatory region sequence-specific DNA binding.
UGUGGUGGUAGUGAUGGGGCUAAGUCGUCGGUCACCCAUACAAUUGUUAUAGAUAUCGUUGUCAUCACGUCGUCGUUCUCAAUUCGUUCGUUACGAAUUCCUUAGCGCGGUCAAAACUAAAAAUCUUUAUAGUCGUUAACAUUUCAUGUUAUUUAGAGUAUUAAAAAAUAACGCAAGCAUUAUUUAAAUGAAAUUGCAACAAAAAAUGUAUUUCAAAUUAACUUUGUCUGUGGAGGCCAGCUUACAUAUACAUAUGUAAUGAAAUAAUUUUCUAAAAUAUGUAUGAAAAAGACAAUUGUUCUAGUGGCGAAGGGGGACAUUGUGAGUGAUAAGAAGAGAGGAAGCAUCUACGACCGUGGCGAAGAUAAGACGACCAAGCGAUUCGGAGCGUGAUGAAGAAGCAUCCUUCAUUGUAUUCUGUUUUUUAUACAUAUUCUUCCAGUCCUCAAAACUAAUUCCGAACAAACAAUGAGAGGUUAAACACUUAUUAUCACAGCAAACUGAAAUGCUUUCUGGCAGUGCUGGCAGUGCUAUCGGCAGAGGCGGAGAUAAUCAAAAUAUUCGAAGAUCGCAAGAUAGAAAAAUGAUUAUAUUCAAGUACAUUAUAUUAUGUACAUAUCUUUCAACACAUUUCAUACUUGCGUAAAGGUGAGAUGUAAACGUAAACAAAUUAAUCUUUCAUAAAGUGCCAUAUUCAAGUUAAGAAAAAAAGUAUAAAAGUAAAUAACUACAUAGAAAUAAAAGAAAAUUACGGAAUCUAGUCAAAAAAUUACAUGCACAUAUACAUAUGUACAUACAUUCAUAUGUAAUGCUCUCACCCGUUAAAAAAGUAAUUUCCAGGAACUAAAAACAACCCUCAUCUGCUAAGAACUACAAACUUUUUUAAACAACAAUUAAUAAUGAUAAUGAUAUAGAGCCAUUUUGUUUUACUGUGAGUUCCAACAUCAAUUGCAACUGCCCUCUCAAAAUGGAUGAAGUUGAGAUUGCAGAACAAGGGGAUAAACAUAAUAUUAUUGGACUAGACCAGAAUUUUGGCAAGGAACUUGCCAUACCAACCUGUAAAAUAGAUAGUGACCCAGAUGACAUAAAAAUUGAAGCCAAUAACGUUAGCCCAAUUUCUCUCACAUAUGAGCCGGAUUUUGAUGACGAUAAUCAUAUAACCUGUUGUAAUCGAUUGUUGACAACAACAUCAGUAAAUAUAAAAAAAAAAAACAAAUCACUUAAUGGCAAUUUAAAGAUAAUAAACUUUUAUCCAAUGGAGCAAUCUAAUAUAUUCUUAAAUACUGAUCCAUUAUUAACGCCCGCUACAAUACAACAAAAUGGAAUAAGUCAACUGUCACCAAACAACGAUAAUAUCAAGCAUUGCACUACAUUAAUGUUGGACUCAGAUUUAGAUUCUAAGCAACAAGACGUUCAAUUACCGAAAUGUAACUCAAUUUACAAAGGGAAUCAGCCGACUGAUGAGUUGGUACAUAAUGUGGAGAGACAAAUUAUGCCGUGCAAAAAUGCAACUGCUUUACCGAGUUUGGAUAACUUUGUCGAUGAAGAAAUCAUUUUAGAAAACUCUAAAGAAGCAUCACCAUCACCAGUAAUCGCAUCAACCCAUAUAUCAGAAGCUUUUAGAAAUUCACAGAAUAGUCCAUUGCUGAAGCUGACACGAGAGCAAUUUUCAUUAACAACUGGAGUACAUGUUCAUAAAUCAUAUGAGAAGGAGAGUACCGUUACUGAAAUAAUUCGAAACCUUCAACUAAUUCGAAGUCACUUGAUAAGCCAGACUCAAAUCGACACCAUGACCGAUAUUGAGGCAUUAGGCAUUCAGCAGCAGCAACAACAACAGUUGCAGAACGUACAGCGUCUGCACCAAGAAAAUUGUAUACAAGAGCUGCACGAUCAACUGAGCGCACAGUUUGGAACCGGACGAUUUGGUGGGAUUAGUGGGGUCCUUUGUCAACAGCAGUUGCAGAUGCAGUCCCCUCAGCAAUCUCCGCGUUUGCAAUUACAAUUGCAGCCACAUCUUCACAAUGAUGGUGUAUCCGACACAAUGAGCAAUAAUUUAGUGCCGUUUCUUCCUUUCCUGCGUGCAUCUGCAAUACCUCCAACAUGUAUGGUUCCCGCUGGUCAAGGUCAUGUGAGUCAGCAACAACAGCACAUUUAUAGUCAUAAUAAUCAUAAUUAUAUUCAUGCUCGCAACAUCUCAAUGCAGUCUAUGUGGCCCACAGCAGCAGUUGCAGCGGCUCACAUUCAAGCUGCUUUAGCCGUAGCAGCAGUGGCAGUUACAAACAAGAAUAGUAGUAACAACAAUAAUGACAUUAAUACUGAUGACGAUAACAACAUUAAAAGAAACAAUAAAGCCAUGUCCUGUAAUGAUACGACUGAUAGUUCUAUUGAAGAACCUGAAAUUAUAACCGCAAGUCAUGAAAUUGAGGUAAGAUCUUCAAGAGCAGAAUCACCAACUAUAUUGUCGUACAAUGACCACACUCCACCGGACUCGCCGCAAGCAAGUGGACGCCUUUUGGUUAGAUGCCAAAAUAUCCGUUCGGAAGACAGCUCAAUCGCAAUACAUUUUCCAACAUCAUCGGCUGAAGAUGUUAGCAAGUCAAAACGUCUUCAAGGACAUGCAUCUGAUAUGGAUGCACCUCUGAAUUUAUCGAAACCUAAAGGUUCUCGUGGUUCUUCUCCGAUUAACUCUUCUUGCCCAAAGGAUGUACGAGAUCGCUUGACACCAAUUGUUCCCAGCCCACCGUUAAACUGGCAACAAAUGGCAACCACCGCGUCUUCAAUCCCAGUUAACGCUCACGUUCCAAUCACGUCCCUACAGCACCAGCCGUCCCCAUUAUUUGCUGAUGUCGAAGCAAGUUUCUUGCAGUCUCGAGGACGGUUGUGGAAUCCGAAUAAUGCUGGCAUUGGCGAUCUAUGUAAUCCAAAAUUGUCUAGUAGCAGCAGCACUCGAGUUGGAAGCUCGCGAGCGGGCAGAGCCAGUCGCGAUUCAAUCAACAGCUGCGGGACAAGUUCAGAGCGAUCAACUAUAUUAGAUCCAGAUUGUCUGGGUCACAGCCAUCAGACGUCAGCAGCUUCGCAGCCUCAGUCUCAACGGCAGCACGUUCACCAUAAGCCACAUAUCAAGCGUCCAAUGAACGCAUUCAUGGUUUGGGCAAAAGACGAGCGCAGAAAGAUACUAAAAGCCUGUCCCGACAUGCACAACUCAAAUAUAUCAAAGAUUUUGGGUGCUCGAUGGAAAGCAAUGUCAAACGCUGAUAAGCAACCCUACUAUGAGGAGCAAUCGCGUCUAUCGAAAUUGCAUAUGGAACAGCAUCCCGACUAUCGUUAUAGACCGCGUCCAAAACGCACCUGCAUUGUCGAUGGUAAAAAGAUGCGCAUAUCCGAGUACAAAGUUUUAAUGCGAAAUCGCCGUGCUGAGAUGCGUCAACUCUGGUGCCGUGGUGGCGGUCCGAGCUCGUCAUCGAAUGAGUUGUCUGCAUCGGAAGGUGUAGUACAAGCAGCAGCGGCUGCUGCAGCAGCGGCUGCUGCCUAUCAUUUGAAGGAAAUGGACCAGACCGAUGGUGCUACACCAACGACGAGUCUUCCAAUGAACGGGCCAAAUGCUAGCUAUCAUUACCCAGCCGAAAGUUUGUCGCCGUCUGGCUUUUCAUCCGAGGAUAUGGAAAUUUCAUCGAUGCGUGACGUUGACGACUAAGAAAUUAGUUCAGAAAUUUAAAAUAUAGCAAUGAGUUCCAUUAUCGGAUAUAACAUAUUUUGUAUAACAUAUUCAAGGCUAAUGUAUAUAAAAGGUUAAGAGCUAUCGAUAGUUGUCACAAUCAACAAGUUUGCCGUAUACAAAUAUUAAAAAUUACGACUUCCACUACA